Molecule: messenger RNA, 2685 nt
Organism: Periconia digitata
Lineage: Eukaryota; Fungi; Ascomycota; Dothideomycetes; Pleosporales; Periconiaceae
Source: the annotation of a GenBank genome assembly
CAGCCACCGGCAUCCUCCACCCACACCCACACACACAUCCACGCUGCUUGUGCCAUGGCGGACCGCAAGAAGAGGGACCGGUAUGCGGGCGCUGCGUACGAGUUCGGCGCAAAUGCAGCGGGCACUGUUCCAGCAAACGCAGCUUCGGCAGCAGGCGUGCCUCCUCCAGCACCUGGCCAGUAUGGAGGCUAUUCGCCAGGCAUCCCAAUGUCUCCCACGCAGGAUCCGAAUGCCCUCGGCCAGCAAUUCCAGCAGAUGAACUUGGGCCCGCAGCCUACCCAAGUGACGCCGCAGUUGCAGCAGGCCGCGCCCGCACAACAGAACCAACUCUACCCAUCCGACUUGAUCGCACAGCCUGUCCAUGCCUCGGAGAUUGAUUCAGCUCCUCCACCCAUCCAGCUGCCCGCGAACCUCGCCGCCACCCCGUCCCCGCACUCCAACUGCCCGCCCCCCUACAUCCGCUCCACCCUGGCCUGCGUCCCCACCACCCACAGCUUGCUCAAGAAGUCCAAGCUUCCCUUUUCCCUCAUCGUUCAGCCCUACACCUCGCUGCACGACGAUGAAGCCCCCGUACCCGUUAUAGACGACCAGGUCAUCAGCCGAUGCCGUCGCUGCAGGGCAUAUAUCAAUCCCUUUGUUACCUUCCUCGACCAUGGCCACAGAUGGAGGUGCAACAUGUGCAAUCUGACCAACGACGUUCCACAGGCCUUCGAUUGGGAUGCAGCACAACAGAAGAGCGUCGAUCGCUGGCAGAGAAGCGAACUCAACUACUCUGUUUGCGAGUUUGUUGCCCCCCAGGAGUACAUGGUCCGCCCUCCUCAGCCGCUCGUCUACCUUUUCUUGAUUGAGGUUGGCCAACCGUCACUCAUCAACGGCUUGUGCGCCACCGUCUCAAGAAUCAUCUCCGAGGCUCUUCCGCGGAUACCCAAUGCAGAUGGCAGAACCCGCGUUGGCUUCAUCGGCUUCGAUGCAAGCCUGUAUUAUUUCUCUAUCCCUCGCGAUGGCAGCGAAAACAACGACCCUUCCAUGCUUGUUAUAUCGGACCUCGACGAACCCUUCCUUCCUACGCCCGAUAAUCUGCUUGUAACACUCUCCGAGUCCAUGCAGAACGUGCAAACUUUCCUCGAAAAACUCCCUACCAUGUUCCAGGACAACAUGCAAACAGCUUCGGCCAUGGGCUCUGCCCUUCGGGCUGGUCAUCGAAUGACGGCAGCUAUUGGUGCCAAAAUCACGGUCAUCUCUUCUUCUCUGCCAAACCAUGGAUUCGGGAAGCUGGAGAAUCGCGAGCGCAAAGACAUUCUAGGCACCAGCAAGGAAGGAAGUCUUUUGCAGACCCAAAAUUCUUUCUACAAAAGCUUCGCCGUGGAGUGCUCGAAGAACCAGGUCUCGAUUGAUAUGUUCCUCUUCUCGAGUGCAUACCAGGAUGUAGCUUCGCUGAGCAAUCUUCCGCGAUACACCGGAGGCCAGACAUGGUUUUACCCGGGAUGGAACGCUGCCCGACAAGAAGAUGCUAUUAAACUGGCCCAAGAGUUUACGAACUAUCUCAGCUCGGAAAUUGGCCUCGAGGCUGUACUUCGAGUUCGUGCUAGCACUGGUCUGCGCAUGUCUGCAUUCUAUGGAAACUUUUUCAAUCGGUCAUCUGAUCUUUGCGCGUUUCCGUCCUUCCCUAGGGAUCAACAAUAUAAUGUUGAGGUUGCAAUUGAUGAGACUUUGACACGCCCUUCAGUCUUUCUGCAGGCCGCCGUUCUCCACACGAGCUGUAACGGUUCCAGAAGGAUCCGUGUCAUGACUUUGGGUCUCCCGACCACAGAGAAUUUGGCCAACGUCUACGCUUCGGCAGACGCCCAGGCGAUCACUACAUAUUUCAGCCACAAAGCUGUUGAGCGCGCACUGUCUAGUGGCCUCGAUGCUGCUCGUGACGCUUUGCAAUCCAAGGUUAUUGAAAUCUUGACAACCUACAGAUCAAACUUGGCUGGCGGCAGUGCUGGUGGGCUUACUUUACCUGCAAACCUCCGAGCACUCCCCGUUUUGUUCCUCGGUCUGAUUAAGAACGUGGGGUUGAGGAAAAGCGCUCAAAUACCUUCGGAUUUGCGUGCCGCUGCGCUUUGCUUAAUAUCCACACUUCCAACCGCGUUACUUUUGAGAUAUAUCUACCCUGCGUUCUACUCUUUGCAUGAUAUGCCCGACGAUGCAGGCGUAAGCGAUCCCCAGACUGGCACUAUCGUUAUGCCCCCACUCCUGAACUUGUCAUCUGAACGUAUUGUGCCCUAUGGACUGUAUCUUCUUGACGAUGGUGUCAACCAAUUCUUGUGGGUUGGUCGUGACGCAGUACCAGCAUUGAUUCAGGAUGUCUUUGGGGUGGAAGAUCGCACGCAGAUUCAACAGGGCAAAACCACAUUGCCACGCCUUGAUAACGAUUUCAACGAGCGCGUAAACGCUGUCAUGGAGAAGUCCAGGGAUCACAAGGCAAAGGGUGUAGGUAGUAUCACCGUGCCGACGCUCUAUGUCGUGAAAGAGGACGGUGACCCAAGCCUGAAACUCUGGGCGCAAACUUUGCUCGUUGAAGACCGAGCGGACCAGGGCGUGAGCUUGCAGCAGUGGCUUGGAAUGUUGAGAGAAAAGGUACGUCUACUGAUCCCAACCAUGAGACUUAAUACCUCUCUCGAUUCAACAGGGCCCGAGUAA